AUGUCCCACGCCCAAACCACCCCCACUUUUAAAUGGAAGGACGAUGUCAACGCCUUGACGAGAGAAUUCGCAGCGUUGCUGGAUGCUCAGGAUCCCCUUGCGCAUUUCCGCGAGAAAUUCAUCAUUCCAACCAAGCGGGACUUGACCAGGACGACAAUCGUUGCGCGCGAAGAAGAAAAUGCAAACUCUCCGCCCUGCACAUAUCUCUGCGGCAACUCUCUAGGCCUCCAGCCCAAAAACACCCGCACAUAUGUUGAUAGGUUCUUGCAAACUUGGGCGACCAAAGGUGUGCUAGGUCACUUCACGAAUUAUGAAGAUCAACUCGGGGCGCCAUACAUCGAUGUGGACACCAAGGCGGCAACUUUGAUGGCGCCUGUGGUGGGCGCUCUACCAGGAGAGGUGGCAGUCAUGGACACGCUGACCACGAACUUACAUCUUCUCAUGGCGAGCUUCUACCGUCCCACGACGGAGAAGUAUAAGAUUAUCUUGGAAGGGAAGGCUUUCCCAAGCGAUCAUUUUGCCGUGGAAUCACAAAUCCAACACCACAACCUCGAUCCCGCUAAUGCUAUGGUCCUCAUCGAGCCAGAUGACGUCGACAACUCGCUCAUAUCCACGGAGAAUAUUCUCUCCGUCAUCGACGAACAUGCCUCGAGUACUGCCCUAAUCCUCUUACCAGGCAUCCAGUAUUACACUGGCCAGUACUUCGACAUUGCUAGAAUCACAGCGCACGCGCAUUCCAAGGGCAUCAUCAUUGGUUGGGACUGCGCACAUGCCGUUGGAAAUGUCGAACUACAAUUGCAUGACUGGAACGUCGAUUUUGCCGUGUGGUGCACAUACAAAUACGUGAAUUCCGGCCCCGGCGCAAUGGGCGGAUUAUUUGUCCACGAACGACACGGGACCGUUGACGUGAAUGGCGCAAACGGACUAAGUUACCGACCGCGGCUGUCGGGGUGGUGGGGAGGGGAUAAAGAAACCAGGUUCCUGAUGGAUAAUAAAUUCGUCCCUCGUCCUGGUGCCGCAGGCUUCCAAAUCUCCAACCCCUCCAUUCUCGAUCUCUCCGCAGUAAUCGCCUCUUUGGAACUGUUCUCCGCUGCCACCAUGCCUGCCUUACGGCAGAAAUCUCUCCAACUAACCGCUUACAUGGAACACCUCUUGCUAAACUCCUCCCCACGGCAACAGCAACCAGACUCCCGACUCUUUUCGAUCAUUACACCAUCGAAUCCAUCGAAACGGGGUGCGCAGCUCAGUAUCCUACUCCGUGAGGAUUUACUGGAUGACGUUUUCAAGCGGCUGCAGGAUAAUGGGAUUGUGGUGGACGAGCGGAAACCAAAUGUGAUUCGGGUAGCGGCGGCACCCUUGUAUAAUACUUUCGCGGAAGUGUGGGAGUUCUGCCGGGUGUUUUUAGAGGCAUGCGAGGAGGUGGACAGAGAGAAUAAGAGCAAAAAGUAA
Molecule: messenger RNA, 1449 nt
Organism: Paracoccidioides lutzii Pb01
Product: kynureninase
Exons: 4
Coding region: 1-1449 (482 amino acids)
Biological process (GO): NAD+ biosynthetic process
Cellular component (GO): cytoplasm
Molecular function (GO): pyridoxal phosphate binding; kynureninase activity
Source: RefSeq, a predicted model, not a curated record